Podarcis lilfordi (Lilford's wall lizard) is the source of this 11714-nucleotide messenger RNA. Lineage: Eukaryota; Metazoa; Chordata; Lepidosauria; Squamata; Lacertidae. The record is from the annotation of a GenBank genome assembly.
AUGGUGAUGAGAAUGCCCCAACCUCUCUGGCGUUGUCUCCUGUAUUCUAGCCUGCUUUUGCUUUUUUGCAAAGGUAAGUGUCCCGUUUCCCGUCCCAUUAGAAAAGAAUAUAUAGUUGUCUUUCAGUGCUACAUGGCGUGAAAAAUACCACGAUACUGGCAGUAGAUUGGGCUUAUGUGAGUAUAAUGCUAUUGAGAGAAAAAAACAACCCUAAGUUUUGUCUGAAUUGUAUGGGGAAAAGACCAACCUGUAUAUGUAAUUGAGCACUGAUCCUGCACAAAACUCCCAUGGAAGUUAGAAUUGCAUCCAGUCUUUUAUUGAGUAUUUGUUCUGAUUUGCUUGGAAACUCUACGAGUUUUAGCUACAGUGCAAGCCUAAGCACGCCUACUCAGAAGUAAAUCCUAUUCAAUUCAGUGGGGCUAAGCUGUAGUUUCCAGUUUUGGAAUACUGCAAUACUGCAUAUUGAUUUCCACAACCUGACCAAAUUUCUGGCUAGGACUCUGCAAUAAUUACAAUGAAUGAGGGCUUUGACAUUUGCAAUCCCUUGGAGCGCUUCUCCUUCUCUUGGAAGAACGUACAUUUAAAAAAAAACACAGUGGAAAUUGUGUGAUUUGGAAACCCACAAAACGACUUGUUUUGAUUCCAGUUUAACAAACAUUUGGAACAAAUUACAACAAAUUUGCCUUCCUUGGUGAGCCCCUCUCUCUCUCUCCUGAAUGUAUGAGGCCAGCUUCUCCAUAGAAGCUCUACCUCACGGUUUAUAAAGCUAUUGUAUUUAACUUUGGGGGGUGGGCUGACAUCUGUUGGUGUUUAGCUUGGAUUAUUUUAGUUGGCGGCAGCAAAGUUGCUUUUGAUUUCCUAUUCUUGGGCUCAGUUGCAUUGUUCGAAUAAAGCAACAAAGUCAUCCUGGCUUUAGCAUAAUAACGCUGUGUUGGUGCACACCUGGAGGUGACUUCUUUGCAGGUGAACCGGAGGGACCUUGUUGUGGACCUGGGGUCACUUGUGGGGCAGAGAGAAGGGCAAGGAAGCUGCCUGCUGUGCUUAGAACUGGCUUCAAAGCAACCCAACCGAACAGAAACAAGGGAGCCCCUCUCCAUUUCCAGCAGCUGCACAAACAUACAAUAUGCAAAAAAAGAGCAGCCAAAGCAGUUAUUCUGAACUGACAAGGGUAGUCCAGGGAAGCCCCAGUUAGAUUUCUCUUUUCCUACUGCCACAUUCUUUCCUCCUUCACCUCUUCCAUCUGUUGCCCUGUGAGGUGCAGCAGUGGCCUCGACAACGAGAGCUUUACAUACCCUCCAACAUUUCGCCGGUGAAAUGUUUUCGGAGGUUAAGUCCUGAGUAACUGAGAGGGAGGGACGCGGGUGGCGCUGUAGUCUAAACCACAGAGCCUAGGGCUUGCCAAUCAGAAGGUCGGCGGUUCGAAUCCCCGCAAUGGGGUGAGCUCCCGUUACUCGGUCCCUGCUCCUGCUAACCUAGCAGUUUGAAAGCACGUCAAAGUGCAAGUAGAUAAAUAGGUACCGCUAUGGUGGGAAGGUAAACUGCAUUUCCAUGCGCUGCUCUGGUUCGCCAGAAGCGGCUUAGUCAUGCUGGCCACAACCCGGAAACUGUACGCCGGCUCCCUCGGCCAAUAAAGCGAGAUGAGCGCCGUAACCCUAGAGUCGGUCACGACUGGACCUAAUGGUCAGGGGUCCCUUUACCUUUACCUAACUGACAGGGAGGCAGCUUUUAGCGUUCUGCAAACUGAACAGAAACAUCCUUGGGGUUAUUUUGCUUAAAAAACAGGUCUCUGUGUAAGGCCUUAAGGCUUAAUCCCAUCUACGUGGAAAUGGACUGUGUCAGGCUGCUGUGCACAUUGCGUUUUCUUCCGGGGCCAAGUACAGCACUUUGCCCCCAUCCUCUUCAUGGUGCACACACAACCUAGAUCUUGCCCUGAAAAGCACUCCUUGAGAAACUGGGGGGGGGGGGGUAUGUGGGAACCUAUAAUAUCAUUUAUAAUAUAAUUUGUUAAUUGUGUUGCAUUUACAUAUAGCAAAGGGAAGCCUAGAGCAAUUAGAUAUAUUUUAAUUUAGGUAAUCUAGGUAAUAGGCUUAUGUUAGAAAAUGAAUAUGGAUUUUGAAUUUGAUGUUUGUAAAUUUUAUUUUAUUUUUUUGAAAGAAAGAAAAAAAAGAGAAACUGGUUUCAUUUUGAAAAUAAAAAAAUUGUUGCAGAGUGAUUUGGCAUCCCCACCCCCCCACCCGUGUGUCCAUUAGCGGGAAGGAAAAAAUGUGAAUCGCCUAAUCAGAGGGAGGGUUUUCUAAUGCGUAUCAAGUAAACCCACCUUCCCUUGUGGCAAACCAGGAUCCCGGACCAAUAUAGACCAAACAGCAUGCUAAGAAUGAGCAUGAUUGCAGUGCUAUUUUUCUAGAAAAAGAGGUGCCAGAACUCACCAUGAACACUUCUCUCGUUCUCCUAGAAUGGCAAUGGCGCCCACUGGAGCCCACCAGAGGUGCUGGAACUGAGUUCCGGCUGAAAAAAUGCCAUGGGGACGUCCUAUUGCAUGCCCUCCAACAUUUCUCCAAUGAAAAUAGUGUGGGUGGCACUGUGGUAUAAACUACUGAGCUUAGGGCUUGCCGAUUGGAAGGUUGGCGGUUCGAAUCCUCACGAUGGGGUGAGCUCCCGUUGCUCAAUCCCAGCUCCUGCCAACCUAGCAGUUCAAAAGCACAUCAAAGUGCAAGUAGAUAAUUAGGUUCCGCUCUGGCGGGAAGGUAAACGGCAUUUCUGUGCGCUGCUCUAGUUUCACCAGAAGCGGCUUAGUCAUGCUGGCCACGUGACCCGGAAAAACUGUCUGCAGACAAACAUUAGCUCCCUUGGCCAGUAAAGUGAGAUGAGCGCCGCAACCCCAGAGCUGUUCACGACUGGACUUAACUGUCAGGGGUCCUUUACCUUUAAGGAAAAGUGGGACAUUCCGGGAUCAAAUCAGAAACCAGGACAGCUUCUGUAAAUCUGGGACUGUCCCUGGAAAAUAGGGGCACUUGGAGGGUCUGGCUUUAGGGUGGGGCCGAGACAGAAGGGACUCCUGCAAUUCUCCCUCUCUGACCUUUCUUUCUCUCUCUCUUUCCUCCUUCAGGAUGCACAGCACUGACCUAUGAUGACUUUGAAGAUGAAAGUAAGAGAGAAACAAGUAUUUGUUCUCUGGGAACAAGAAGAGCAAACCAGUCCUUAGCACUGCCCUUUCCCAUUUAUCUUUCCGUUGCCAUUUCCACACUUCUCAUACAGAGGGUACUGGGCCGUUAUGAAAUGGGGACACGGGAGGGCCUUCCCAGAGGCUGCACCCUAGAUUUAGAAGACCCCCCCUAGGGACGUCCACAUAGCCCAGUGGUCCUCAAAGGGUGUGGUGUGCCACACUGGUGUGGCAGGAGAGGGUGGCGAGUGUGGUGGGAACAUUCAAGGACAAUCAAUAUUAUAUUCUGGGAAUGAUUUGUGUUGUUACAGAGCCACAGUCUUUUAUACAGUGGUUCCUCGGGUUACAGACACUUUAGGUUACAGACGCUUCAGGUUACAGACUCUGCUAACCCAGAAAUAGUACCUCGGGUUAAGAACUUUGCUUCAGGAUGAGAACAAAAAUCGCGUGGCAGCAGUGGGAGGCCCCAUUAGCUAAAGUGGUACCUCAGGUUAAGAACAGUUUCAGGUUAAGAACGGACCUCCAGAACAAAUUAAGAUCUUAACCUGAGGUACCACUGUACUUUCUGGAUAUCUCACGAUCAUAUGACAAAGUAGUUGUGUUCUGUGCUAUAAAUCAAGCACUGCUAGAAGUUGUUUUGUUUUCCAAUGUACCGUAUUUUUUGCUCUAUAAGACUCACUUUUUCCUUCCUAAAAAGUAAGGGGAAAUGUGUGUGCGUCUUAUGGAGCGAAUGCAGGCUGCUCAGCUAUCCCAGAAGCCAGAACAGCAAGAGGAAUUGCUGCUUUCACUGCGAAGCGAUCCCUCUUGCUGUUCUGGCUUCUGAGAUUCAGAAAUUUCCCCCCCCUUGUUUUCCUCCUCCAAAAACUAGGUGCGUCUUGCCGUCUGGUGCGUCUUAUAGAGCGAAAAAUACGGUAUUUCUUAUCGAUAAAAAAAUUGUUGUGGCGCGAGCAAAUUUUUAUUUUGGAAGUGUGGCCCAGAAUCCAACAUUUCUCCAAUGAAAAUAGGGUCGUCCCAUUCCGUAAUGAUAAUUUUACUAUUUAUAUCCCACACAUUUGACUGGGUUGCCCCUGCCACUCUGGGCAGCUUCCAACAUGUAUAAAAACAUAAUAAAACAUUAAAUAUUAAAAAAAACUUCCCUAUACUGGAUUGCCUUCAGACGGCUCGGGGAUCAGAUAACUCCAUUCCCUCCAACAUUUCUCCAAUGAAAAUAGGGGUGUCCUAAGGAAAAGCAGGACAUUCCGGGAUCAAAUCAGAAACUGGGACAGCUUCUCUAAUUUAGGGACAUCUCUGGGAAAUAGGGACACUUGGAGUGUCUGGUGACCCAGAAAAAAUGUUUGAGAACCACCGACUUAGCCCCUUUUCUUUCCACUGUCAGGAAAACACAUUUUAAAUUCAUCUAAAAGUGUUUUAAUGUGACCACUGUUUGGUCCUAUUUUCUCUCUUUUUAUAUUUUUUAAAGUGUUUUGAUGUAUUUUUAAUGGUUGCUGUAAAUCAUCACCAUCAUAAUUUUAUUAUUUGUACCUCGGCCAUCUGACCAGGUUGCCCCAGUCACUCUGUGCAGCUUCCCACAUAUAUAAAGACAUCCACCACCAUCAUCAUCAUCAUCAUCAUUUAUUAUUUAUACCCCGCCCAUCUGGCUGGGUUUCCUCAGCCACUCUGGGCAGCUUCCAACAAAAUAUUAAAAUACAAUAGUCUAUUAAACAUUAAAAGCUUCCCUAAACAUAAUGAAACAUUACAAACUGAUCGCCUCGGGUAAUAUAUUGUAGAAAGGUUGGCCAAUAAAUUGAAAGAACAGCCAAACAAAUUGUACGACAAGCAGUAGUUUGGCAGGUGAAGCGUUUCUGGUGUCUCUGCACAUUGAGGAGGAAAGAUUUCAGCUGCUGAAUUUCUGCCUGCAAUGACGGUGCUAAAGGCACACGAAUUCUGCCAGAAAAAAAUGUGGUAAUCUCUUCCCAAGACAGUAACAGAUUCCCUCCCUCUUUAAUAAGGACAUCAGGUUAGGGCAAGGGGGAACUUUUCAUUUGUGCUUUCCUCCCCACUCCUCCCCAAACUGGAAGAGAUCCCAGAACUACCUAAUAUUUUUGGAUCAGGAAUAGGGAGUCGCUGCCUUGGGAAGGAAGGCGUUUGGUGAGUUUUCGCUUUUGAACAAGGAGGUGCUUGAGAGGAAACCAUGGAUGUUUAUAAAAAUUACUCGGAACAAUGUGGAAGGAGCCGAUAAGGCAGGGAUUCCUUUUCUCUUUUUUUAAACAGUAACACUUAGGGUCAACCAGUGAAUUUUUACCACACCAGGGCAGAUAGAAGUUAAUAUUGCAUUGUGCAACAUGUAAUGUAUCUACGGAACGCAUUGUACCUGGGUGUUCUGGUGGCAUAGAUGGCUUUCAAAAGAAUUGUUUUCUCUCUCUUUUGCCUUCUUGGGGAAUGUUCAUUCAUGUCCAUUGACCAUUGCAGCCAAGAAUAAAAGAUUUAAUUUGAAAGCAGGAUGAUGCCCAGUUGCCAGAAAUACUGGCUUGGUUUGCAAUGUUAAUGUUAUGUACUGAGUUGAAUACGAUCCAAAAUGCAGCAGUCUGAUUGGUCCUAGAACAAUAGGAUUCAGAAUGCAGCAGUCUGAUUGGUCCACAGGAGCCACCCAAUCCAGCUCCAGGUGGAAGUGAAUCCGCAACCUGAUUGGCUAAUUCCGGGAUUCUCCUGUAGGCCAAUCAGGUGGGGCCCAUUGUGUAAAUAAUGUAUAUAAAGCAGACAUUCUGGGGGAACUUCCAUUCCUCCUCACCACUAUGAGCUGAAUAAAGAGCAUGAAAUCCACUCUCGACUCCGAGUAUAUUUCAGUUAAACAAUAGUUUAAAACAGGGGUCAGCAAACCUUUUCAGCAGGGGGCCGGUCCACUGUCCCUCAGACCUUGUGGGGGACCAGACUAUAUUUUUGGGGGGAGGGGAAUGAACAAAUUCCUAUGCCCCACAAAUAACCCAGAGAUGCAUUUUAAAUAAAAGGGCACAUACUACUCAUGUAAAAAGACACUGAUUCCCGGACCGUCCUUGGGCCGGAUUUAGAAGGUGAUUGGGCUGGAUCCAGCCCCCGGGCCUUAGUUUGCCUACCACGGUUUAAAAUAAACUAUAGCUUAAUGUGCACAAGCACAUCUCCUGCACAGCUGCUGCUCUUAACCUCGCCAUGCAGAGGAGAAAACAAGCCCCAAGCAAGCUAGAGUGUGUCUUGUUGUGAUGUGUGAAGCUGUGCUCAUGGUUUGUUAUCUUCAAAUAAACCAAACAAGGUAAACUAAGGACAUGGUUUGGUUGUAGGAAACAAACCAUGGUUCUGGGUUCACACAUCACAACAUUGAGACUCUGGCUAGUUUCCUCCCUUGAAUGGCACAGAUGGGACUAACUUCAACUCCAUCAGUUUCAGUGGGUCUACUCUGACUGUGAUCAACUCAGAUACAACGGAUAGUUUGUCUUUUAACUACGGUUUAACGCGGCAUUUGAACGCAGACAUUGGGACUUAAGGUUGCCUGGAUGCCUUGCUUGCUGGUCACUUCAAAGUUCCUCAUUCCUGAUCUUUGUAGUUGUGACAGGAGGGAAAACCAACAUGCACAUCCUCAGAGAGGCACUCGUGAACUUAAGCAGGGUUCUGGGCUGAGCCUUUGUCCUCCUCCAGAUGUUUGUCCUCCCAGCAGAGAUUUAAUAAUCUCCAUUAUCCCUCGCUUGGGAACCUCUGGGGUGGGGGAGGUCUCUGCUGGAGAGAAAAGUGCUGUGCCAAGAUAUAUCUUUGAUCUGAUCUACAGAGCCCAGGACUUGCCGAUCAGAAGGUCAGCGGUUCGAAUCCCCGCAAGGGGGGGAAAGCUCCCAUUGCUCAAUCCCAGCUCCUGCCAACCUAGUAGUUCGAAAGCACGUCAAAGUGCAAGUAGAUAAAUAGGUACCGCUCCGGCGGGAAGGUAAACAGCAUUUCCGUGCGCUGCUCUGGUUCGCCAGAAGCGGCUUAGUCAUGCUGGCCACAUGACCCGGAAGCUGGACGUUGGCUCCCUCGGUCAGUAAAGCGAGAUGAGCGCCACAACCAGAGUCGUCCGUGACUGGACCUAAUGGUCAGGGGUCUCUUUACCUUUACCUUUAUGGAUCAGUACUUGGGCUGAUUCCAUCUGUCUUCCUCUUAAGUUUGUGUCAGUUCUGGAGCCUAAAGCUGAAGGUGAAAUUGUGUAUACAGUACAGGGGAGAUGAAACAGGCUUCACAGGUUCCCCGCCUUUAGAUAGAUCUUUCUUGAGGAAGGUAAUAGUUGAGCCAGCGAGUCCCCAGGCCUGCCCUAUCACUGUUACUCAUCCUACUGCUGUUCCUAGACUAACAUCUACCUUCUCCUUCCAGUCUCCUACCUGUAUCCAGAUGAAGGUGAGCAACAAUCUCUUCCUCCCAUCUCCUCUGUUGCCAAACAGAAGUCUUUGUUCUUCUUUUAGCCACAGGCUUCUGUUUUAAUGAGAUCUGUGUCCCAAAAUGGUCUGUUUACCCAAUAUCUCGCUUUUUAUUUUGUGACCUCUCUUGGAAGUUUUCACAUGUGACACACACUGAAUAAUAAUAAUAAUAAUAAUAAUAAUAAUAAUAAUAUUUUAUUUAUACGCCGCCCAUCUGGCUGGGUUAUAGCGAACCAGACAGAGGGUCUUCUUGGUAGUGGCACCCACCCUAUGGAACGCCCUCCCACCAGAUGUCAAAGAGAAAAACAACUAGCAGACUUUUAGGAGACAUUUGAAGGCAGCCCUGUUUAGGAAAGCUUUUAAUGUUUAACGGACUAUUGUAUUUUGUUGGAAGCCACCCAGAGUGGGCGGGGUAUAAAAUUAUUAUUGUUGUUGUUGUUGUUGUUGUUAUUUGCACAACUCUAGUUACAUGCACCAUUUGCCUGUUGGGUUGAAUGUAAAAAGCUGGCUGGAAUGUGAUUUGAUUCCUUUCCCAAUUCAACACCAUUUGCACACAGUGUAGGUGGUACAACAGAAUCAGGCAUCCUUUCUGUUGCCUGCAGUGUUUGAUACGCUUUCUUCCCAGAGCCAAACUAGAAGUGAUGUUUGUCAGGUAGUUUGCAUUUGCAUAGCUGAUGUUUAAUAAAUGAAUUGCUGGCAAGAUGCCAUGAACUGAUUUUAUAAUGAAAUGAUUUUAGAAUGUUGUAUUAUUUUACUGUUGUUAGCCGCUCUGAGUCCGGCUUUGGCUGGGGAGGGCGGUAUAAAUAAAUUAUUAUUAUUAUUAUUAUUAUUAUUAUUAGAGCAGGGGGUGGAGGCACACACUGAGCUGGAUGGGAUGGGGCAGGGGAUUUUUGCCUGCCACAGUCCCAGUCAUAAUUCUCUUCCGAUCUCUCAUUCUCGGCUAGGGCCUUUUGAAGAAGAGGACGACCAAGCCAGUGACUGUGGAGAUACCUACUAUGACUGGGUAGCGCUGUUCUGCUGGCCCAAGUUUCAUGCCUCCGUCAUGGCUGCAGCAGAUAGCAGCAGGUGUAUCUGGGAAACAACUGGCAGGUAUAGAUUUCUGAGCCGCAGACCUGGUUCCUGGUACCUCAGGGGGGUUGGUUUCUUGAUUUAUUUUACAUAUAGGCCUCCCCCCCCAUUUAUGUGGGGGUUACAUUCUGGUGUAUUGUUCCUUCUAUGGCAGAGACAAUGCCUUCCAAGAUUUCUCCAAUGGAAACAGGGACUCCUACCACACUCUGCAUCUUAAAAAGCAGAGACAUCACCUUGCCAACAAAGGUCCGUAUAGUUCAAGCUAUGUUUCCCCCAGUAGUGACGUAUGGAAGUGAGAGCUGGACCAUAAAGAAGGCUGAUCGCUGAAGAAUUGAUGCUUUUGAAUUAUGGUGCUGAAGGAGACUCUUGAGAGUCCCAUGGACUGCAAGAAGAUCAAACCUCUCCAUUCUGAAGGAAAUCAGCCCUGAGUGCUCACUGGAAGGACAGAUCCUGAAGCUGAGGCUCCAAUACUUUGGCCACCUCAUGAGAAGAGAAGACUCCCUGGAAAAGACCCUGAUGCUGGGAAAGAUGGAGGGCACAAGGAGAAGGGGAUGACAGAGGAUGAGAUGGUUGGACAGUGUUCUUGAAGCUACCAACAUGAGUCUGACCAAACUGCGGGAGGCAGUGGAAGACAGGAGUGCCUGGCGUGCUCUGGUCCAUGGGGUCACGAAGAGUUGGACAUGACUAAACGACUAAACUACAACAACCAUACUCUCCAACACCUAUACAGUGAAAAUAGGGACGUUCUAAGGGAAAGCGGGACAUUCUAGGAUCAAGCCAGAAACCGGAACGGCUUCUGUAAAUCUGGGACCGUCCCUAGAAAAUAGGGACACUUGGGGGGUCUGAGAGAUAAUUGAUCCUGAGUCUGAGCUCCUUGACAAAUUGGUUGCCAUGUUCUUGUUGAUGGUGCAGUGAAUAUACUAGGCAGGGAGUAAAGGCAAGCUACCGCAGUGCUAUAGGGACAAGGUUGCCCCUUUAAGGAUUUUCACUCCUCAGACAUGGAAGUGGAGCUUGGGAAGGUGAGUCCAUGCCUGGAAGGUUCACCCCUCCAAUGUAUUUUUUAUUUGCCCAGGAACCUCACCAAAAUGCUAAAGAGGAUGCACCUCCACAGGCACAUACCUCCACGUUAGGGCGGUUCAUAAAAAACUUUAUUUUGAAAAUGCCUGCUUCCAUAAAGGGGAAUUUGAAAACUUUGAAAACUUGGGAAUUCAAAGGAUAUUUCGGUUAAAUUAAUCCAAUUUAGUUUUGGUUGGUGAGUAAAAUGUGUGUAAAAUUGCACAGCAAUCAUUAAAAACGAUUGCCAAGUACUUGCUGUUAUAUAAUAUUAAUUUAUUUAUUAAACAUUGCCAGAUAUUUUCAGACAGCAGAAUUAACACUCUUUGGCUUUCCAAAAGCACUUCAUGCACUUCUUCAACAAAUGUUAUUAUUAUUAUUUAUUAAAUUUCUAUACCGCAUCUCAUCUGAAGAUCAAGGGGCGGUUUACAAGAUGAUGUUGUCCAAUCACAAAAAUAAAAGCAGUUUUGAUUCCCUCACACCUAAAAACCUAUUUUUAAGACCCCUUCACGAAAGACAUUUGCAAAAAGAGAGAGAGAGAGAGCAUACAGUUGUACCUUGGAAGUCGAACGGAAUCCAUUCUGGAAGUCUGUCCAACUUCCAAAACAUUCGGAAACCAAAGCGCGGCUUCUGAUUGGCUGCCGGAAGCUGCUGCAGCCAAUUGGAAGCCCCGUCGGACGUCCGGCUUCCAAAAAUAGUUUGCCAACCGGAACAGUCAUUUCCGGGUUUGCGGCGUUUGGGAGCCAAAACGUUUGAGAACUAAGGCGUUCGAAAACUAAGGUCCGACUGUAUUUGAAUUCCUCCCACCCAAAUGCAUAUUUUUAAGACCCCUCACUGAAUAAAUUUGCAAAUGCCCUAGAAUCAUAGAAUCGUAGUUCACCCACCUGCAAUGCAGGAAUCUCAGCUGAAGCAUCCAUGACAAAGCGUGUUCUCCCCAAAUGAGAGCACGGGUUGCGGGGGGGUCUGCCAGGCCAAACCUCUGUUGCCAGGCAGGUUAAAUGGUUAUUGCCUGAAGCAACGAUGGGAUGACUAGGUUGCUGGGGCAAAUUGCAUGUUGCAAUUUGGGUGGGUGGGACCAAAGGUUUUAAAUAUUGGGGCACUCUGCCUUUUCCUUUCUCUUUUGCAGAGUGCAUCGGAUCACCUGCCCACCCGCCCUGUGUUCCGGUUGACCUUGCUAUGCCUGUCAUGGGGUCGUCUGCCUUGGGGCAGGGGCCUAGUAGGAAUUUUGCCAUUUGGCUGAUUGGCUGGUGCCAUCUGGUUUUUGCCUACUACUUAGCAAUUCGUCAGAACUUGUAAGGUUGCGCUAGGCAUUGUUUAUAAAAAUUGGUGGAGGAGGGGUCAGGAUAGGCUGUGCCUGCCCCUCCAAUGGUGGUGGAAGGGAAUUCCGUUAAAGGAAUCCUGGGGCUUGCCAUGAUUUCGUCCAAUCCCUGAAAUGGGACCAGGGCCAGCAAGCCUUGGGGAGCAGAUUGGGUGAGCGGUAAGGGACUGACGCUCAGCUCAACUGAUCCCCAAUAUUGUUAUCCUUUCACUGGCUUCCGAGGGAGUUCGGAUAGUCAGUUCUGUCCCAGGUGGGGGGGACAGAUAGUCAUAACCAAUGCCUAAGCAACCACUCACAGAUUAUGUAUUUUAAUAAAGUUGUGGCCCAAAAUUUUAUGCCAAAAACCUUAAACUAAAACCUUUUCAUUUUGUCCCUCUGCAGUAUAUAUAGCGAGCUGGUCCUCUGCACUGGGCUGCUGGCUGAAGGGAUGGGCUGCCCGGUGGCCAGCCCCACGUUGGACGCCUUCUUCAUGAGAAUCCACGCGGAGUACUUCGCCAACUGCUCCCUCCCCCGUGACCCCACAGAGCUUCGGACACCCACCGGAGUGGUCGUCAUCUUGACCUCCCUGCCGGUCUGUUUGGUGCCCCUCUCCAUCGCCCUCGUUCUCCGCAAGGCAUGGGGUCCCGAAACUGCACUGCAAACUGCCCCACGGUGGGCAACAGUUCGAAAGGGAGUGGUACUGCUAAAUGCUGAGAGGUGCGAGACAUCUAGCCUGGAAGACAACUGA